Molecule: messenger RNA, 1605 nt
Organism: Carassius gibelio (silver crucian carp)
Lineage: Eukaryota; Metazoa; Chordata; Actinopteri; Cypriniformes; Cyprinidae
Product: coagulation factor V-like
Exons: 7
Coding region: 168-1535 (455 amino acids)
Source: RefSeq, a predicted model, not a curated record
UGGCAUUGGCAAGUGGCUAGGUUAGCCAGUAGUACUAACCCCCUUUAUAGUAACAACAUAGUUUUAAAGAAUUCUAACGUUACAAUUGUGCCUCUUGUUACUGGAUAUCAUGUUACAAAAACAAGUUUUAUUAAGGUUUUAAUGUAAUUUUUUACUUUAUUUUAGAGAUGCCAGGAAGUUCAACGAAAAUGUGCCCAGGGUGCAAUACCCUAAUAAGUGUUGCAUACAAAGCUUGCCCACAUUGCAAACAACUGCAGCCAUACAAAGCAAAAGUUGCAGCAAAGAGAUGCAACUUUCAAAAUAAAAAAAAUGAAUGGAAGGAGUCGGUCAAGAAAAACAACAACAGGACAGUUGUUCUCAAUAGCAGCCAUGUGUUGCUUGACAAACUUGCUGCCCUCGAUUUUUUCCCAAUACUACUUUUGGGUAAGAAAUGCAAAGGAAGUUUGGUGGCCGAUGUCAUCCUAGGAGGGGACUAUAUUUUGGAUCCUGAUUUGCUUCAGAGGGUUAAAGUUAUGUAUGAAGCUGUGCUAAAGAUUCAUUUUCAAAGACAGAAGAAGGCCACAAGUAGCACAGAAACUACUCACCCUCCCAAAGCCACUGCCACUGAGACCAACGUCACUCCAGAAGCCACUGAGACCAACGUCACUCCAGAAGCCACUGAGACCAACGUCACUCCAGAAGCCACUGAGACCAACGUCACUCCAGAAGCCACUGAGACCAACGUCACUCCAGAAGCCACUGAGACCAACGUCACUCCAGAAGCCACUGAGACCACCGUCAUUCCAGAAGCCACUGAGACCACCGUCAUUCCAGAAGCCACUGAGACCACCGUCAUUCCAGAAGCCACUGAGACCAAUGUCACUCCAGAAGCCACUGAGACCAAUGUCACUCCAGAAGCCACUGAGACCACCGUCAUUCCAGAAGCCACUGAGACCAACGUCACUCCAGAAGCCACUGAGACCACCGUCAUUCCAGAAGCCACUGAGACCAACGUCACUCCAGAAGCCACUGAGACCACCGUCACUCCAGAAGCCACUGAGACCACCGUCACUCCAGAAGCCACUGAGACCACCGUCACUCCAGAAGCCACUGAGACCACCGUCAUUCCAGAAGCCACUGAGACCACCGUCAUUCCAGAAGCCACUGAGACCAACGUCACUCCAGAUGCCACUGAGACCAACGUCAUUCCAGAAGCCACUGAGACCAACGUCACUCCAGAUGCCACUGAGACCACCGUCAUUCCAGAAGCCACUGAGACCACAGGCUCAUCAAAAGCCACAAGACCCCGGGGCCAGAAGGCAAAAAAAAGACAAAAUCCAGUCCAACAGAGGGUAGCCAGCAAUAUGAAGCCAAAAAAAAAGUAUGAGUGUCCAGAAUGCUGUUGGAGAGUGAGGCAAAACAACUUUGACUACUCCAAGGUUUUGAAAAGAAGAGUGAGAGAGGGAACAGAGGAGGUCCUCAUUUGUUGGGUUCCAUGCAAGACCUGUGGGACCAAAUGGAAAGACUCCUGGGAGCCCUCCUCCCUUCUUGAAUAAUGAAUUACAUUUUUAUUUUUAUUUUGUAUUUUCUUUUAUAAUGAAUAAAAUAACUACAAACAUAAACAAA